AUGGCUGACCGCUACAUCCCCGAGCAUCGCCGAACCAAUUUCAAGGCAAAGAGCACCUUCAAGCCUGAGGAGCUUCGCCGCCGCAGAGAGGAGCAACAGGUUGAGAUUCGCAAGGCAAAGCGAGAGGAGAACCUGGCCAAGCGACGAGGCAUUGGCACUGGCGAGAACAGACCCGGUGCUUCCCUUGGAGCUGCUCCCGAUAGCGAUGAUGAUACCGCCCCUACUGAGUCCCAACUUAAUGAGGACCUCCCCCAGAUGGUUCAAGGUGUCUUCUCCGACCAAAUCGACCUUCAGAUCCAAGCAACCACAAAGUUCCGAAAGUUGCUUUCCAAGGAACGCAACCCGCCCAUCGAGGAGGUCAUCAAGACUGGUGUCGUUAGCCGCUUCGUCGAGUUUUUGCGAUCCCCCCAUACCCUUGUCCAAUUUGAGGCUGCCUGGGCCCUGACCAACAUUGCCUCUGGCUCUGCCACGCAAACCCAGGUUGUCAUUGAAGCUGGCGCCGUUCCCAUUUUCGUUGAGCUCCUGGCCAGCCCCGAACCUGAUGUGCGGGAACAGGCUGUGUGGGCUCUAGGCAACAUUGCCGGCGACAGCCCUCACUGCCGUGAUUAUGUGCUUAGCUGUGGCGCCUUGAAGCCUCUCUUGGCCCUUCUCGGCGACAGCAGGAAGCUCAGCAUGCUGCGCAACGCUACCUGGACCCUCAGCAACUUCUGCCGAGGCAAGACCCCCCAGCCUGACUGGAAUACGAUUGCUCCCGCUCUCCCCGUCCUUUCCAAGCUUGUCUACUCGCUUGAUGAUGAGGUGCUUAUCGAUGCUUGCUGGGCCAUCUCAUACCUCUCAGAUGGGUCCAACGAUAAGAUCCAGGCCGUUAUCGAGGCAGGCAUCCCUCGUCGCCUUGUCGAACUGUUGAUGCACGCUUCUACGUCUGUCCAAACGCCCGCUCUUCGUUCUGUUGGUAACAUCGUUACUGGAGACGAUGUUCAGACCCAGGUCAUCAUCAACUGUGGUGCCCUGCCGUGCCUUCUUUCGCUUCUUAGCUCCAACAAGGAUGGCAUCCGCAAGGAGGCAUGCUGGACCAUUUCCAACAUUACGGCCGGCAACUCGGCCCAAAUCCAGUCGGUCAUUGAUGCCAACAUCAUCCCCCCCCUCAUUCAUCUUCUGUCCAACGGUGAUUUGAAGACUCGCAAAGAAGCGUGCUGGGCUAUCAGCAACGCGACAUCGGGUGGACUGCAAAAGCCGGAACAGAUCCGCUACCUCGUCGCACAGGGCUGCAUUAAGCCUCUGUGUGAUCUCCUGGCCUGCCCCGACAACAAGAUUAUCCAGGUCGCUUUGGAUGGACUGGAAAACAUCCUGAAGGUCGGCGACCUAGACAAGCAAGCUGCGGGAGAGGGUCCCGACUCUAUCAACCGCUACGCUCUGUUCAUUGAGGAGUGUGGUGGCAUGGAGAAGAUUCACGAGUGCCAGACCAACGCCAACGAGGAGAUCUACAUGAAGGCUUACAACAUCAUUGAGAAGUACUUCUCCGAUGAGGAGGAGAACGCGGACGAGGGCAUGGCCCAGGGCACCGGCCCCAACGGAACCUUUGGUUUCGGUGCUAACGCCGCUCCUCAGCAAGGUGGCUUCAGCUUUGCUAACGGCGGCGACUCCAUGGACAUGUAA
This is a messenger RNA of Colletotrichum truncatum, 1656 nucleotides long. RefSeq names its product importin alpha subunit. Gene Ontology annotation, molecular function: nuclear import signal receptor activity; protein binding. Gene Ontology annotation, cellular component: nucleus; nucleoplasm; cytoplasm. Lineage: Eukaryota; Fungi; Ascomycota; Sordariomycetes; Glomerellales; Glomerellaceae. The record is from RefSeq and is a predicted model, not a curated record. Gene Ontology annotation, biological process: NLS-bearing protein import into nucleus.